Messenger RNA from Diachasma alloeum, 927 nucleotides. Its product is annotated as speckle-type POZ protein A-like. The record is from RefSeq and is a predicted model, not a curated record. Gene Ontology annotation, cellular component: cytoplasm. Gene Ontology annotation, biological process: regulation of proteolysis; proteasome-mediated ubiquitin-dependent protein catabolic process. The coding region runs from base 1 to 927 and encodes 308 amino acids. NCBI's taxonomy places the organism in Eukaryota, Metazoa, Arthropoda, Insecta, Hymenoptera, Braconidae. The transcript has a single exon. Gene Ontology annotation, molecular function: ubiquitin protein ligase binding.
AUGCUUCAGAAUCCAAAGAGUCUUCGAUGUGAAUUCAGCAUAUCUGGAUACCCGAUGAAGGGAUUUUUGGAGCUCUACGCGGUGAAUGCCAGUGCUAAAUUGGCACGUGGAAUCAACGAUGUUGAGGGUUUGGAGUUGGACGUUCAUGUGGGGAUGAAGGAGGGCCCAGUGCGAAGCAUCAUGGAGGUCUCGGUUCUAGACUCAACCGGAUCGAAGUGCAUGCCGAUGAGGAAGAAAAUUGCUUCACACAUACAUUACGUUCUGCCUUUCAGUCGACAAUUCGCAAAGGGUGAAUCUCUGUUACCAAAUGAUACUCUGACAUUGUUAUUUGUCGUCAACAUAACGACGGAUAUACUGACGAACCGUCGGGACGAAAUGGUAAUGCCUCCUGUGGAGAGCAAUAUAAGAAGAGAUGUGACGAAACUUCUCGACAAUCCGGAAUACGCCGAUGCGACGAUUACCGUUGGAAACAGAAAGUUUUUUGUCCUGAAGGCCAUUCUAGCCGCCCGCAGUUCCGUAUUCGCAGCCAUGUUUGAACACGGAAUGAGGGAAAGUCAUGAGGGCAAUGUUGAGGUGACUGAUUUGACUCAAGAAGUCGUUGAGGAGAUGUUGCACUUCAUCUACGCCGAUGAGGUGAAGAGGCCUGACUGCUUCACGAUUGAGCUGCUGUAUGCCGCUCAGAAAUAUGAUCUGAGGCGACUCGUAAUGCUGACCGGCCGGACACUCCUGCAUGAUCUCGCGGCGGAGAAUGCUGCCGAGAGGCUAGUCAUCGCUGAUCGCUUCAAUCUUAAGGACAUCAAAGAAUUCAUCAUUCGGUUUAUUGGGGGUCAGACAAAGGCUGUGAUGCAGACGGAGGGGUAUAAGACAAUGGCGACGGAGUAUGUUCAUCUUGCGCUGGAAUGUUUCGAAACAAUGACGCUUGAAUAG